Messenger RNA from Haliotis rufescens (red abalone), 4516 nucleotides. RefSeq names its product orexin receptor type 2-like. Gene Ontology annotation, molecular function: neuropeptide Y receptor activity. The coding region runs from base 1326 to 2534 and encodes 402 amino acids. Gene Ontology annotation, biological process: G protein-coupled receptor signaling pathway. NCBI's taxonomy places the organism in Eukaryota, Metazoa, Mollusca, Gastropoda, Lepetellida, Haliotidae. The transcript has 8 exons. The record is from RefSeq and is a predicted model, not a curated record. Gene Ontology annotation, cellular component: membrane.
CCCUGUUGCAGUACUGCCGCAAUCACGGCGUGUCUACCACCGCUCGCUACCAGCUCUGAUAGUCGCGCAGGCCGACUACACGGCAGUGCAUCGUCACUCCAUUCUCGGGAUGCGGCGUUCGCAAGAGUCUCAACAUAGCGGAGAGCCCAGUACACGGUCUAGGCGACGGGAUAUUUCCGCGUUCCGAGACGGUCAGGUUUCCGACACAAGUUCCUGAUUUUAAGGAUUAGUUAUCUUUGUCUUCCCUUCAGGAGCUAAGGGGAUAAUGAAGGCGGGAAUAUAAUCCCACUCAUUUGUGCAUUCCGGAGUUGUUGAAAAGUUUGUUUCUUCAAUAUUGUGUUGGUAGCCGCAGCACGUGGGAUGUGGCGACAUUGUAGAUGACGACGGUAUUUAAUGAGCAGUUGUGUACCACCAAGUGAAGUUAGGGGCUGCAGUCUCCUUGUGUCCUGUAUUCCGUGCUGCUUCAGGAUAGUCAGCAUCAUGUUCGGAUGAAGUUUCCGAGUUGAAACUUACAUUUGUAUCACAGUUAGUUGUGAACAUUCAUAAAGUGUUAAAGUUAGUAAAUUCAAAUCUUAAGCCAGAGUUUUGAAGUUUGAUCCGUCAGUCCUUCACGUGUAACUCCAUUGCCCAGAAGCCGACGUGAAGGUAUUAAUAUCAAGUUCAUCAUUAAUCGUUAACUUCUGACCAGUCAUGUUCCGCGGCGUCAAAAGCGCAUUAUAAUUCACAUAACGUUUGGAGAUACAAGGCUGUUGCUGCCUACAAAGCAAUUGGCACUGUGGCUGGAGCAGGGUGUGGAACCCUUCUCGCUGACAUCCUUGCUUGGGUUACAUCCAACAGGUGCUGCAUUCUAUCACGUGUAAAGUUGGGAUCGUGCAGGGAAUUAACUACCAAGCGUCAAUACUAUUUCUAACUCCACAAAUGCGGAACUGAUUGACUUAACAUGUUAACCUAAGUUUACUUGGGCUUGACAUAUUUUUCAAGUUAUCUUCUUACAAAACGCAAAGCUUUAUAGGUUUGGACAACCUGCCAAAGAUGGAUAGUCACAAUCAACUGUAGCAACGGGGGUGUGUCUUCUUGUAUUAUAGACAAACGGCCAUACAAGCAGGUUGAAGAAGUUGAAACAUCUCUGGGUCUCGAUUAUGUGUUCUCUUCCUCUUGGUCUUUAGCACCUGAAUACCUGUUUGGAUGCUGGACAGUGGUCCUGUCCUCUGUGCUCCUACCACCGAAGACGUAUUAGAGGAUGUCGGACAUUAAAAUUCAGCUUUCGGAUAUACGGAUGUGAUCCCAGUUCAUCAAAGGGUUUUCUUGAAUUAAAAGUUUUCAAGAUGGAGGAAACGACGCCUGUGUUGAACCGCAGUGAUUGCAAAUACUACGACCCGGAGGAAGGGCCUAUUCAGCAGUGUUACAAAUCAGAUGAACACCUACUGUCAAGUAUAUAUGAAUUCAUCACUCCACAGCCCCAUGAAUGGGUAUUCACUGUCCUGUACGCCCUGGUGUUUGUGUUUGGAAUCACCGGUAAUUUCCUAGUGUGUUACGCUGUGUGGCGCAACCAUCAAUUACGGACCACGACAAACUUUUUCCUUGUGAACCUGGCAGUGGCUGAUUUUCUUGUGAUGAUGUUUUGCCUACCUCCGUCCUAUGCACAGACCCUGUUUGAAACGUGGUUCCUAGGACUUGCCAUGUGUAAAACAAUAGAAUACUACCAGACUGUGUGUGUCAUCGUCUCCAUCCUGACCCUGACUGCCAUUUCUAUAGAACGAUGGUUUGCCAUUUGCCAUCCUUUGUCUUUCAAGGAAACGAAAACACGAGUGAUCAUGGCGCUUAUUUCCAUCUGGGUGACAGCGCAACUUGCCGCAAUACCCAGACUGUUUAUAAUGACGGAGAAUAACGACCCGAUGAUACCCCGCAAUCUAACCGUGCUGCUUACAUCGUGUUCUCCUGUAGCUGCCAUGAAAACAUUUGCCUUUCACUACGAACUUUUUGUGUUUGCAACUUUCUACAUUCUCCCUAUCAUCGCUAUGGGAUAUACAUAUGCUAAAAUCGCCUUGUGUUUGUGGUCAAGCAUGAAAGCUGGGCAGCUGACUGAGGGUUCCCAAAACGCCGUCGCGUCGCAAGUGCGUGCCCGUCGUCGCAUUGCAAAGAUGUUGAUUGUCGUGGUCGUUGUGUUCAUCCUGUGUUUCCUGCCUGUGUACACCUGGAAUAUAAUCAGGAUGUCCAUACAUGACAUGGAUUACUAUAUCGGCCCUACUACUAUAUCUAUACUGACUCUGACCGGACACUGGCUCGUCUAUUUCAACAGUGCCAUUAACCCUAUGAUCUACAACUUCAUGAGCGGCAAGUUCCGGAAAGAGUUCCGUACUGCAUGUUCCUGCUGGAUUACCACGUGUGCAAGAAGGGGCAAAAGUUCGUACACCAACCACGAACUGGAACCAUUAUCCUCAAAGAGAUUUCACCUGAGCGGUCAACGAUACAGAGUGGGAGAGUAUGACUCAUCGGAUGUCAGUCGCGUAAAGACAUCAGUCACAGAAGCCUGAUACCUUCAGUCGGGAGUACAGGACAACCACAGACGGAACCGUGUGGUCCUCCAGCCUAACGCACGACCGUUCCGGUAAUAUACUUGGUGUAAACAGGAAGAUACAAUGCUGAAGUGUGUUUCGAGGAUAAUUGAAGUAUCGUUUUCCAUAAGGAGAGAACAUGAUGCACUUGUGACAAACGUAAAGAAGGUUCUCAUUAAAAGUCCAGUUUGUGAUCGAACUGUCGUCCACACACCCAUAAAACAAUUGACGUUGCUCAAUGUACAUUUUACCCUGUCGACUGAAAUGCGUACGGCCAUAGGUUCAUUAAGGAAGUGCCUGUAUCUUUCUGAAACAGAGAAUUACCGGUCGAUGGAACCAGUAAAGAAGAGGCCUAUACUUGAAUCCGCGAACGAACAGGAAUGUGUGACAAAGGUACAUUAUCAAUUCACUAUAUCAUAACAUUGUAUCUGUAGUGAUAAGUGAGCAUGCCCUAAGAACGAUAUUUUGACAGUGCUACUGGUCCGACUGACGAACUAGGCAGAUAUUUCUUAAAUACGCGAUACGACAGGGAUGGUGUUCGAGAUAAUAUAAUCAAAAAUCCAAUUUUCUGCACCUGGUGAGCCCUUCAUCUUGCUUUGAUGUGAUGCUACAUAGCUGCAUCUUCACGUGUAUAUUGAACAUAUAAACAAAACUGUAACCCACUUUUCGUUAUUGUAUAUAUGGAUUAUGAUUGUGUGAAAACCUGCUGCACUAAUACAUGGGCUACUCAUAUAAACUACUGACGGAAUAUAAAAACCCCUCAAAAGUAACUAUCAUAUACAAAGAUAAAGAGAGGCAAAGUGAAGCGUUUUAUGUGCAUGGGAUCAACAAGAAUGCUACACAAUUCUAGCGUCCUUCACACUGCUGUAACUCAUAUUCAAAGAGGGAUGAAUAUAGCCAGACAAUUCGCUUCGACAAACAAAAAUUACCAGGGAGAGUUACAAACAAACAAAAACUUAAGAAACAAAUAAGAUAUUUCGAGGGGGUCAUUCGCCAAGCAAAAUUCUAGGGCACUGUUAAGUAGAAGAAAUUAGAGGACGUUUGAAUUGUGUGCUUCUAAAAAUAUUAUAUUAAAGGUAUGUCACAUUUGUCUUUGCCUCUAUAUUGGUGUUCCUGUCAAGAGGAUUAAUGUGAAGUGGAACGAUUUACAUGUAAAAUGAACAAACGUACGCGUCAUUUGGUUCGUUAAUCAUUGUAAUCUAUAAUGCACUCCAAUUAAUGAAGUGGGGUGGUCGGGGAGCCUAGUGGUUAAAGCGUUCGCUCGUCACGCCGAAGAUCAGGGUUCGAUUCCCGACAUGAGCACAAUGUGUAAAGCCCAUUUCUGGUGUGCCCCGCCGUGAUAUUGCUGGAAUAUUGCUAAAAGCGGCGUAAAACAAUACUCAUUCACUUAAUUACUAAAGUUUCUAUGUUUGACGUCAUUACAUGAUAAUCACAUCGUUUUGCUAUAGAACUAUAUAUCCUGCACAACACGUGCAAGCAAUACACAACAGGACCAUGCUUCAGUGUGUAUAAUAAUACCGCCAUAUAUAUAUGUUGGUAAUGAAUAACAAUCAUUGUUGUCUUGUGACGUCACGGUUUGCUUUCGUACAUCGGUUAAUGACCAGUGUUUUUCUGCAGGUCGCUAAAUAUGACAUUUACAGAGACACUAAUUAUGUACAUAUGUUGAUAAUUUUACAGGUGUGGGACAUUCGUAAAAGUCUGAACCAUGAACUUCAAACGAUUUAUAGAUAUUGGUAUGUACAAAAUGGAAACGUAUUAAUGUUUUGUUGUUAAAGGUUUACCUGUCUGAACUUCAACGCUGUUUGCUAGCUUUUGUAAGCGCAUUGAGUCAUGUUGACAAUUAAAUCCAAGCUAUUUUAUCGUUCAAAUGUAUUUUUCUUGGAUAUAUACGCGUUCAGUGAAAUGUGACAGUUUCGUUUGAAUGUAACCGUGCGAUAUAUUUAUUAAACCGUUUAUGAAAA